Messenger RNA from Desarmillaria tabescens, 4066 nucleotides. RefSeq lists its product as uncharacterized. NCBI's taxonomy places the organism in Eukaryota, Fungi, Basidiomycota, Agaricomycetes, Agaricales, Physalacriaceae. Gene Ontology annotation, molecular function: inositol hexakisphosphate kinase activity. Gene Ontology annotation, biological process: phosphatidylinositol phosphate biosynthetic process; inositol phosphate biosynthetic process. Gene Ontology annotation, cellular component: cytoplasm; nucleus. The record is from RefSeq and is a predicted model, not a curated record. The coding region runs from base 81 to 3737 and encodes 1218 amino acids. The transcript has 3 exons.
CUACGCGCAACUGAUUCUUGUCCUUCUACCACGACAUUCUCGCUGGUAUCGGUGCCCACUUUCCCGACUUUCUUCUGUCUAUGGGGCCGGCUACUGAUGCCAGGCAUUCAAGGCAGCACCACCAUCAGUAUCGCUUUCCCUUGUCUCCUCCGAGUUCCGGAUCCGUCACCGCCGCUUCGUCGCCCCGAAUAUCAUCCCUGUCUCCCACCGACUCAGAAGUCAUCGACAAUCUUCUUCAGGCUAAUUCCAAAUUCCCUUGGAUCCACUCCGACGCCGCCACCGACUCAGAUGGCUAUACGACCGAAAAGACCAGACCUCGCCGUAAUUCACGCAAGUCUCCAACUCGACAGUUAGCUGUUCGCGCCGUGACGCUACCUUCGACGACCACUGCCUAUCCAGAUUCUCCCUCCAAACCUCGCUCGCCGCCCAGGACUCGUCCCCUGUUUCAGCGGUCCAGCUCCUCCUCGACCUCCAUUUCCCCAACCCAAGAUCAAACCUUACCCCACGCUUCGUCUUCUGGUAUCGGUCGCAAGGUCGCGGCAUCAUUACGGCUUUUUAAGGAGACUGACGUCCACUCUGACGAACCCAAGUCCAGUGACGUACCGUCGAAGCUCGAAUCGGGUAAACGAAGGGCAGGUUCAUCAUCCAAGCCAGACAAUGUUUCCGAAGCAAAGUUUGAGUUUGUCAAGCGUGCGGAAUGGCCGGAUCGCGAAACUGCUGCUCUCCGGCGGGAGAGAAGCUCGACUGCAUUGCAGAGGGUGAGGACAAGAGAGAGCGUGGUCAGCUCUGGAGACGAGUCUUACCGGACCAAGGACAGGAAACCAUCAGUUCGAGAGAUGAAGAUUGCGGAUCUCACGCACUGGCGAAAAGAAGUCAUGAGUAUGAUGGAUGGGAGAGGACGGCGACGCGAUCGAAUAGAGUCGCCCUCGGAGUCAGUAUUUGUUUCUUCGACAUCGACGCCUUACCAGCCUUCGCCAAGUUCUUCCAGCCGGCCACAUUCCCGGAUAUAUCCCCCGUCCCCUUCACCGUCACGUUCACCUUCGGACCGACAUGCGAAGGCUCCAUCUAGUCGACCGCCCUCCAGCACCGGUAUUGUAUCUGUACCAGCCCUCAGUCCCAUAACGACCAAUUUUUCUCUGCCACCGUCCCCUUCUCUCCCUCAUCACGAAUCACAGCGUAGUUUGUCAUUCCCUACCACCCCAAAUGACGUUUUCUCCGGUUCUCCGUGGUCGACAGAAGAUGAAUCCACUUGGGAAUCUACGUCUGUUGCUACCAGCGCUUCCACCACUUCAGCAUACUCAUAUCAUGGUCCUGAUCUAUCGUCGACGUUCGUUCAAUCUUCGAACCAUGCCGGAGGAUCGCAGCUUUUCUCCUCGCCUUCAGAGAGCAAAGAUGUAGCUAUUGAAGAGAAUGCGGAGAAUCCCGAUCUGGAUUUAUCAUUGACACAUAUCCCUCUUCGACCUUUCCGUAAUCAAGUAGGUGGACAUAGCGCCAUUUACAAGUUUACGAAACGGGCGGUGUGUAAGCCUCUUGUCUCUCGCGAAAACCUCUUUUAUGAGGCUGUUGAGCGAGAGGCACCGCCACUGCUUUCAUAUAUCCCGCGUUAUCUAGGUGUUAUGUUGGUGAGCUACCGGCGAGUUCCAAAAGGUUCAUCAUCAUCCCCUCCCCGGAAAAACAACAUUGAUGAUACCCCGCGUCCUCCAUUCAUCAAGUCAGCCAGUGAGAUACCUCGGGGCAUUCCCGAUAUAUAUGGCGAGGGGGACACAGAUAGCGAUGAAGCUGAGAUGCCUGAAGUGGUUUUGGACCGUAAUCGGCAUAUCAUUCCUGAAUGGAUGCUGCGUGGAGGGAGAAAUAGAUCAUUGUCACAGUCCAACGUGGCAGGAUCGUCUGUGUGGGCUAGUCGACAGCUCCAGCGACAGCACCUCGGAGGAACAGCAUCGAGUCCGGACUUGAACACUGAUGGAAAAGGAAUGAUGAUUCCAAGGUCUAAACCUAGUCCACUGUCGCAAUAUCCCCCGUACAUCUCGCCGUCCUUGGAAGCGCCCACGCCAGCCAAUUCUCCGAAAGUGAUCAAUCGUGCAUUUCCCCCGAAGCUGGCUGAGAGUCCUACACCUCGCCAGUUUUUGCGCAAAUCGGCUGCGUCCGACGAAGACGACGGGUUUGGCAGGGUGCCUUCAACUUCGCCGUGGUUUAACGGCACUGGAUCCACGACGGUGAACACCAAGUUCAAGGACCAUGUUUUUAGUACGGUGUUGCGGCGGUUUAGGAGAAGGACGGGAGGAAGAUGGGCUGGUACAGGAGCACGUACCGAGGAUGAGGGUGAUGUGGCGGAUGCGGAGAGCGACAACGUACAGACGGGCCGGCGCGUGACUCGACGCGCUAGGAAGUUACUUAGCCAGGUCGAGAGGCUUCGAGUCACAGAGGCGAACGCGCCGAUACGACGGACCCAGAGCGAGUCGAUCAUCGCAAGUCCUGAGAAGCUAGAGGCUAUGGCAUUGGAACAGCAGCAGAACCAGGACAUCAUGGGUGUAUUUGAACUGGAUUAUGAUGCGAGACCUGAUGUUGACGAGGGCCAGAAUAAGUUUGAAAAAUGGCGGGGCGGCCGAGUUCUUUCGAGAAAGCGAAGUAGGUCCAGGUCAUUGGAUACGCGCCCAUCACUGCCACCGCAUCCGCUAUCAUUAUCUUCCUUGACGGACAGGGCGAUUCCAGAGAUGAACGAAACUGAUGUGUUAUUUACGAGGCAGAAUCAUUUUAUCCUCAUGGAAGACCUGACAGGGCGGCUGAAGCGGCCGUGUGUGAUGGAUUUGAAGAUGGGGACCCGCCAGUAUGGCAUGGAUGCUACUCCGGCGAAAAAGAAGAGUCAGAGGAAGAAGUGCGAUCGAACGACGAGCAGAACGUUGGGGGUGCGUCUCUGUGGUAUGCAGGUUUGGAACCAUGUGACACAAUCCUACGUGACGCAAGACAAAUAUAUGGGGCGCGAGGUACAGCCUGACGCUUUCUCGUCGGUUCUAGCUUCGUUCCUGUAUGAUGGGGAGCGGCUAUUAGCCCACCAGAUCCCGGUGUUGCUCCAGAAGAUCUGCGGACUUGCGAAAAUAAUUUAUCGGCUAAAGGGAUUUAGGUUCUAUGGCUGCAGCCUGCUCCUGAUUUAUGACGGGGACCGAGAGUCGCAGGACGCGUUUGGGCUUUCAGCAAUGGAACAUCCUUCUUCGCGGAGCAAACGUGGAGAGUCGCUUGAAAGACAAAACGCGCAUUAUAUCAAGUUGGACGCAGACUCGGACAAGCCGCAGUUGAGACGGUCACACAGCGAAGAUUUAUUGCUCGGUGGUCCGGUGGGUGAAUACACGCGUAAACGUGGGGAGGCCACCGUGCGAAUAGUGGACUUUGCACAUACAACCACGGGGAAAGAUUGGCUGCCCUAUCCUAGACCAGGGGAGGACAUGCCGCCGCAUGACGUGUCAUCAAGUUCCAAGGGCUAUCAAGCAGAGGUUGACCCAGAGACGGGCUUGAUAUACGCACGGUUCCCACCACAUUUCCCGGAGCAGCCGGAUCGUGGGUUCCUAUUUGGGCUCAAGAGCCUGGCAGGAACGUUGGAAGGCAUAUGGAACGAGGAGAGGCUGCGGCGGAUCAAGACGGCAAAAGAUGUCUAUCAGUUGCCGCCACUGUCGGUAGAGGGGAGGGAGAUUUUUGAUGAGAUCUUUGGGGUCGACGAGGAGGAUGUGGGAACGCUGUCGACAUAGACUGGGUGAUUUUUCCUUUUUCUUCCCCUUUCAAAGGUAUUUCUGUGCUAUUUGGUCGUAUACACGUAUAAUUCCCGUUAAUUGUCUAUUAUCGCGUCCGUCGUCUAGCAUUGUAUUUUUUAUACCUACGCAUUGCACACCUACCCAUCCAUCUACAUUUUUUUUCUUUUUCUUUUUCUUUGCAUCUAGUGUAGCACAGCCCGUCCGUCUGAAUCAUCUGUACAAAGGCUCCAUACAUACAUUCUGUUUCUCUCUGUUUUCUCUUUUUAAUUGCAUACGUGUCAAAAAAGAUUGCAAUAUGAUUUGAUUUUUGUCGAUCACACGGUCGA